CGCCUACUUUUUCUUCUUAAAUGUUGGAAAAUUUCCGUGUUUGUUAAAACUUAAAAGAUCAAUUGUAUAAAGUUGGAGUCUUGGAUUUUGAUAUUUGUGCUGUGGUAAAUACAAUUCUUGAUUAUAAUUUUUUUAUAGUUAAAGAGAGAGAGAGAGAGAGAGAGAGAUGUCAGCUGAUCUGGAAUCUAUAUCAGAAGCAACUUCUGGAGCAAUUGGAGCUCUAGUAAGCACUAGUAUUUUGUACCCUCUUGAUACCUGUAAAGCUAAGUAUCAAGCUGAGGUUCAAGCUCAUGGUCUCCGUAAAUACAGGAAUCUCUCUGAUGUUCUACUGGAGGCAAUAUCAGGUGGUAAGAUACUGUCACUGUACCAAGGUCUGGGAACCAAGAACUUGCAAUCUUUCAUUGCCCAGUUUGUGUAUUUCUAUGGAUAUAGCUACUUUAAGAGACUCUAUUUGGAGAAAAGUGGUGCCAAAUCCAUUGGAACAAGAGCCAAUUUGUUAAUUGCAGCUGCAGCUGGCGCUUGUACAGCCAUAACAACUCAGCCACUGGAUACCGCUUCCUCAAGGAUGCAGACAAGUGCCUUUGGGAAAUCGAAAGGCCUUUGGAAAACACUUACAGAAGGUAGUUGGAGUGAAGCAUUUGAUGGCCUUGGGAUUUCUUUACUAUUGACAUCCAACCCUGCCAUUCAGUAUACAGUUUUUGAUCAACUUAAACUACGAUUGCUGAAAGGUAAAGAGAAGACAACGGAAAAAGAUGCAUCCCCUAUUGUACUUUCUGCAUUCUCAGCUUUUGUAUUAGGUGCAGUGUCAAAGAGCAUAGCCACUGUUCUAACCUAUCCAGCGAUCAGGUGUAAGGUCAUGAUUCAAGCAGCAGAAGAUGAUGAGGCUAAGAAUGCUGAACCGAAAUCAAGUAAGACAAUCAGUGGUGUCAUAUGCUCUAUCUGGAAAAAAGAAGGAAUCUUGGGUUUCUUCAAGGGAUUACAUGCUCAAAUUCUCAAAACGGUGUUAAGCUCAGCAUUGCUUCUAAUGAUAAAGGAAAAGAUCUCUGCCACAACGUGGGUCCUCAUACUUGCACUUAGGAGAAUUCUGCUGCUCAGGCAGAGAAGGCUAAAAAGUGCUUAAAUUAUGAUCAUCUGAGCUAUGUGUGAAAAAUCACUUUUGAUGAGAAAUUAGAAGAAAGAAAGUUAAACUGCAAGGUUGCAAUUUAAGUAGUUAGUUUCAAGGGGGAGAAGAUUCCUUGUUAAAUGGCGUUCAGGUCCAUGGAAUAGAAGCGAAUAAUCUGACAAGAAAUAUUUAUUUAUUUACUUAAUAAUGUUAGAAUAAUCUUGUUACAGAAUCUCUUUUUAGUUAUUCUGAAAAAAUUAGAUCCUUCUGAAGAUACGGUGCGGCAUGCUUGGUCUUGCUUUCAAAGUUCAUUGUGAUAUCUUCUCUUGACGGGAUUCUUGUAAGCAGUGUACUUGCCUAACCAUUGGAGAAGGAUACGAAUAGGGUCUGUAUCUUAUUAUAUUCCAAAUAUAUUCUUGGAUUUAUAUGAAAUAGCAUCUUGGAGAUAUCUUUUGUGUCCUUUUCUUUGUUCCGUGGUACAGAGGGAAUGUGCUUAAACAAAAGGCUUCGUUGAAAUUACAAUAAAGAAGGCUAAUACCUUUCUUUUCCUA
Molecule: messenger RNA, 1653 nt
Organism: Lycium ferocissimum
Lineage: Eukaryota; Viridiplantae; Streptophyta; Magnoliopsida; Solanales; Solanaceae
Product: peroxisomal adenine nucleotide carrier 1-like
Exons: 5
Coding region: 167-1120 (317 amino acids)
Biological process (GO): fatty acid beta-oxidation; ADP transport; peroxisome organization
Cellular component (GO): peroxisomal membrane
Molecular function (GO): ATP transmembrane transporter activity; ADP transmembrane transporter activity
Source: RefSeq, a predicted model, not a curated record